Messenger RNA from Trichoderma atroviride IMI 206040, 3100 nucleotides. RefSeq lists its product as uncharacterized. Gene Ontology annotation, molecular function: ADP binding; protein binding. The record is from RefSeq and is a predicted model, not a curated record. Lineage: Eukaryota; Fungi; Ascomycota; Sordariomycetes; Hypocreales; Hypocreaceae.
AUGGAGUCUGCGAGCGUGACUGUCGCUGCCGAUUUAUCUGCCAAAAUCAUCACACUAUGUUCCAAGUAUUUUGUCAAUGUUGCUCAUGCUCGAGGCGAGAUCGAACGCCUCAAAGAACAGCUCAAGAGUCUGGAGACGACUCUACGUCAAGCGAACCAUCUCCUCGAGCAUCCAAACAGUCAAUCCUUAUCUGCAUCUCGAGAACUCAAUGACCCGCUGCAGAAAUGUCAGACUGAGCUUCAACGGCUACGGGAUCAACUUGAGCCUAAUACGAAGCAAAAGGCAAUGCGAAGAUUUGGCCUUCGCGCGGCGAAAUGGCCGUUCAGUAGGGGCGACGUUGAAGCCGUUAUUGCUUCUCUUGUCGAAUACCGAGAGGCAAUUACAGCCAUCUUGCAGAUCGACCAGACAAGGCUUCUUCUUGAUAUCAACCAACGAAUCGAUGAUCUAUCUCUCCAAUCGGCCGAAAAUAGAUCAACGGAUCUUAAACCCCAUUUCAUCAUACCUUUUCCCCGUGAUCCAGAUUUUGUAGAUCGGCCAGCCCUUCGAGGGUGGCUCGAUGAGCAGUAUAAUGCAAGUCCAGCUCGUCGAUUAGCGCUGGUUGGCAUGGGUGGAUUUGGGAAAUCUCAAAUCGCCAUCGAGUUUGCCUAUAGAGUGCAUAUCGCUUCACCUGAGACCAACGUGUUUUGGGUACAUGGCGGUACAGAGGCGAAAUUUGAAGAGUCGUACCGAUCGCUUGCAAACGCACUCAAACUUCCUGAUCGUCACGACCCAGACACCAACGUUCUUGCCCUUGUACGCGAUUGGCUACAAAGGGCAGAAGCGCCGCCCUGGUUGAUCAUAUUGGACAAUGCCGACGAAAUGGAGACGUUCUUCCCUUCCAAGAGCCAGAGUGAAGAAGAUGGGCGGGAACCUUUGGCAUCUUACUUGCCCAAAACAGGCAAUGGGAAAAUCAUCAUCACCUCGCGCAAUAGAAGCGUGGCAGAAAAAUUGACUGGUAGUCAUAAAGCUAUCCAAGAGGUCCCUACAAUGGAUGGCUCCGAGGCUCUGAAGAUUCUCGAGAACAAAUUGAGCCAAGAUAUCGAACAAGACGCAGCUAUAGAUCUCGCUCGUGCCUUGAAUUUCAUUCCACUUGCCGUGAAUCAAGCAGCUGCAUACAUCAACCGGCGUGCACCUCGCGUCUCAAUCAGAUCAUAUCUGGAUGAAUUUCGACAAAGCGAAAAAAAGAAAAAGAGUCUCUUGAAUAGAGACGCUGGUGAUCUUCGGCGGCGCGAAGAUGUCUCCAAUUCUGUGGUAGUUACGUGGCAGGUAACCUUUGAACAGAUUCAGCUUGAGAGGCCAACAGCAGUCAACUUGCUGUUACUUAUGAGCUUCUUUCAACCACAAAAUAUUCCUGAAUUCAUGCUGUCGGGCUACAAUUUUGAUACCUCGGAUUUUGAAGAUAUGACUUUCGACAACGAUGAAGAAUUGGACGAAGAGUCGGAUGAAGAGUCGGAUGAAGAGUCGGAUGAAGAGUCGGAAUAUGACUAUCUGGAUGAAGAUUUAGAGGAUGACUUGGACGUUCUCCGAGGCUAUUCCCUCAUCAGAUUAUCCACCACAUCUGGACUCUGUGAUAUGCAUGCUCUCGUGCAGUUUUGCACCAAAGUUUGGCUCCUAGAGUCCAAUGGCAACAACUUUUCGCGCCUAAAAUCCCUAUUCUUGAGCCUUGGUGCCAAACACUUCCCAGAGGGAGUAUUUGGGACACGGGAGACAUGCCAGCUUUUAUUUCCUCAUAUAAAGCCUCUAAUGGAUGAAGAACCUACGGAUGAGCCUGGUAUUCUUAAUUGGUACGAGCUAUCAAGAAAAGCCUCGUUCUAUCUGAAAGCGAUUGGGGCUUACGUCGCGGCCGAGAGCACCGCACAAAAAGCUCUUGACUCAAGCAAGAGACUGCUAGGAAACGAGCAUCAUAGAACGCUGGGUUUUAUGUAUCUCUUAUCCUCAGCGUACCAGCAACAGUCUCGAUUUGAUGAAGCGGAGCUGCUACUUUCGCAGGUGGUAGAGACGUCAAAAAGGGUAAAGGGAGACGAGCAUCCAAAAACAUUGGAAAGAAUGUCUCACUUUAUACUUUUAUAUCAGAUGCAAUAUAAAUACGCGGAGGUGGAAUCGUUGCUUGUGGAAAUGAUUGAGAAGUCAAAAAGGAUAUGGGGAGACGAGCAUCCCAAGACAUUGAAGUAUAUGAUGAGGUUGGUAUUUCCAUAUAUAAGUCAAAACAGACACGCAGAAGCGGAACGUAUAUGCUUACAGGCGACGGGGAUAUCGAAAAGAAUUCUAGGAGAGGAGCAUCCUCAGACACUAUACGGCUUAACUCUCCUGGCAGAUACAUACGAGGGACAAGGGCGACUAGCAGAGGCCGAGUUGUUAGUCACUCAAGUGUUGGAGACUAGAAAAAAGGUGCUAGGAGAUGAUCAUCCUGAUACACUCUACGACUUAUCUCUCCUGGCAGAUACGUACGAGGGACAAGGGCGACUAGCAGAGGCAGAGUUAUUAGUAACUCAGGUGAUGGAGGCAAAAAAAAGGACGCUAGGAGAUGAGCAUCCUAAUGUGCUUAUUGCUGUGAAACAUCUAGCGGCUAUCCUCCAAAAGCAAGGUCGAUUGAUAGAGGCAGAGUCACUAUAUGCACAGGUUGUCGAGACAAGUAAGAAGAUGCUAGGAGAUGAGCACCCUGAUACACUUGGCGCCAUGGUCUUUCUAUUUUACGCAUACCAAAUGCAAGGCCGAUUAACCGAGGCGGAGUCGUUAUGCGUACAGGUAUUACAAACAAGAAAACGGGUACUGGGAGAUGAACAUAUUACCACACUUACUGCCAUGGCCAAUCUGGCGUACAUAUACCGAGAACAGGGCCGUUUCAACGAUGCAUUGGAGCUCUUACGCGAUGCUGUUUCUCGUCUGGUGCAGAUUGCAGGUCCAGGGAACGAAGAGACUGUAUGUGAGGUUGAAACUCUAAGAAGAUGGGAACAAGACCAGACUUGGGAUAUUAGCACACAAGAGGAAUUGAAGACGUAAUAGUAUAGAUUGUUAGAUGUCCAAUCAGCUUGAAACGUCAUCUAAUAGACUUUUGUCAGAC